This is a messenger RNA of Ruditapes philippinarum (Manila clam), 426 nucleotides long. RefSeq lists its product as uncharacterized. The record is from RefSeq and is a predicted model, not a curated record. The transcript has 2 exons. Lineage: Eukaryota; Metazoa; Mollusca; Bivalvia; Venerida; Veneridae. Bases 17 to 415 code for a protein of 132 amino acids.
GGGGCCAACUUAUUUUAUGACAUUGCGCAAAGUGCAAUUGUUUGGUGUACGCAAUGACGGAACAUCAACACAAUACAACUUCCUUGUAGACGAGAAUGAGACUAUUGGCCCUGAUGGUACUCAAACUCACGGACCUAACGCUGUUAUCAGUAUGGUGGACUGGGUGAUAGAAAGGGACAAUGCGGAGGGACCAACAAUUUCACUACAUGCCGAUACCUGCCCAGGACAGAAUAAAAACUACUAUAUGCUGGGAUAUUUAAUGUGGCUUGUUCUGUCUGGACGUCAGGAGAAGAUAGAAUAUAUGAUGCAGAUACCUGGUCACGCUCGUUGCCAUGUUGAUGCUGGCUUUGCCCGCAUUAAACAAUUUACCGCAGGACAGACACGGAUGCUCUUGGCCAACUUACGGAAGUUGUAAAUCAAUCGUCA